This is a messenger RNA of Brugia malayi, 1005 nucleotides long. RefSeq lists its product as uncharacterized. The record is from RefSeq and is a predicted model, not a curated record. The transcript is spliced from 9 exons. Lineage: Eukaryota; Metazoa; Nematoda; Chromadorea; Rhabditida; Onchocercidae. The coding region runs from base 1 to 1005 and encodes 334 amino acids.
AUGAGGAUAAAUCCAUUACGAUUGUUAUCAUUCAUCAGUUUACUUGUCACAGCAAAAACCCAACGAUCAAUUAUUAUAACACAUUGGCUUGGUAAAGGUACAAGAAAUGUUAAACAUGAAACUAUUGCCAAUAAUAUUCUCGAUAGUGAUGGAAAUAUUAUUCCACAAACAUCAAAUGGAAGGAAAGAUGUGAACGACAGAAUGAUUUAUGAUUGUACUGAUAUUAUGGGAAAAAUACGACAAAACGGUGAAGAGUAUGAACGACCAAAUGGUCGAUUUAAAUAUAAGUGUAAUAAUGGCAUUGAAAUUAUUACAGCUUGUAUCGGUUCUGAACGAACUUCUAAAGCAAUAAUAAAAAUUGAAGCAGCAUGUAACGUAAAUGAUAAAUUAUAUCACAUUGAUGACGAAAUUCGAUCCCAAUUUUUGUUGAUGAAAUGCACUGAAAAUGGUUACAAAAUAAUUGGUUGUUAUUAUACUGAUAAAAACAAGAAGAUAAUAGACAUGAAACUAGAUUCAGUAUCUGAAACGAAUGAUACGAUACAUCAUUGUGAGGACAAUAACAAUAACAUACAGUACUAUACAACAGCAAUUGGUUGUGUGAAAUAUGGCAAAAAGCAUAAGGAAGGCGAAAAAUUUGCAAGAAAUCAUUUACGUUAUGAAUGUAAAAAUGGAAUAGUUGAUAUUAUUGGUUGUUAUAUGGAUGAAAUAGGACGGAAUAUUGAAAUUGGCGAUAUUAUUGUUGAAAAACAUAUGCUAUAUAAAUGCUCUUUUGAAAGUGGUGAAGUAAAAUAUGAACAAUAUCCUUGUGGAUUGAAUGGUACACCAUCGUGUGAAAUUUCACAAAGACAACAAGGACCAAUUAAAAAGCCAACAAUAUCUAAGCUUAGUCCAAGCUUUGGAGCACUUAGUAUUGCGCAGUAUAUUAAUCGAGGCAAUGAUAAGAUUAUAACCAAUUCAAACGGAAUGAAAUUGGAAUUUAUGCAAUUACCUUCCCGCAUCAUUUAG